AUGACCAACUCUUACCUCCCAGCUUCCUUCACAGGAAUCCUCUCCUGGCCUGUCCGCCGCGACGAUGCCCCCGAGUCCAAGAGCGAUCGGAUCCUCACCAUGGGUAUUGUCGGAGGCAUCAUCCUUCUCUUUAUCGUGCCUCCUACCUGGUGGUUCAUUGCCCGGACCGUUCGACUUCGAAGGGCGAGACUUAAGGGGAAGGAUGUUGAGCAGGGUGCACAGGUUCAGGGACAUCGUCAGAGCAGCAUGUUCAGAGCAGUAUAUAACUACUCACAUCUCCCAUUACUUCACUCUCAUCACUCAUCGAAUCACCAAAGUAUCAUCACAAUGGCCAUCUCUAACCUCCUGACCCCCCUCUCCCUCGUCCGCCGCAAGGAGGUCGAAGAACUCCCUGAUGCCUAUACCACCUACAUCAUUCUUGGCAUCUGCUCUGGUAUUACUCUGAUUGUGAUGAUCGUCUGGUCCAUUGUGAUUUGUUGUCGGAAGAGAAGGCUCCGGGAUAUCGAGGAGGGCCAUGAACUCUCGAGUGUUGAGGCCAGUCCUCGCUGA
Molecule: messenger RNA, 549 nt
Organism: Fusarium tjaetaba
Lineage: Eukaryota; Fungi; Ascomycota; Sordariomycetes; Hypocreales; Nectriaceae
Exons: 2
Coding region: 1-549 (182 amino acids)
Source: RefSeq, a predicted model, not a curated record